UCAUAUUUCGCGCCAUUAAGAGGCAGCCAUUUGGCUUGACUGCGAACCCCGCGACAGGAAGUGAGUGAUGAAGGUGCUACGCAGGCGCAAAUUGACCUUUCGGUUGAAGAACCCGUCGGUCACAUAUCCACGUAUUUAAAGCACCGCACACAACAUGGGUGACAUCGAAGACACACACUUCGAGACCGGGGACUCCGGCGCCUCCGCGACCUUCCCCAUGCAAUGUUCGGCCCUCCGCAAGAACGGUUUCGUGAUGCUGAAGGGACGUCCAUGCAAAAUCGUUGAAAUGUCCACAUCGAAGACAGGCAAACACGGACAUGCUAAAGUCCAUCUUGUGGGAAUUGAUAUAUUCAAUGGAAAGAAAUAUGAAGAUAUCUGUCCAUCAACCCACAACAUGGACGUGCCCCACGUGAAGCGCGAGGACUACCAGCUGACCGACAUAUCGGACGACGGCUACCUCACCCUGAUGGCCGACAACGGAGACCUCCGCGAGGACCUCAAGAUACCCGACGGAGACCUCGGCACCCAGCUGCGCUCCGACUUCGACAGCGGCAAAGAGUUGCUGUGCACCGUGCUGAAGUCCUGCGGCGAGGAGUGUGUGAUCGCAGUGAAGGCAAACACGGCUCUCGACAAAUAAACCAACUCAG
Molecule: messenger RNA, 647 nt
Organism: Vanessa atalanta (red admiral)
Lineage: Eukaryota; Metazoa; Arthropoda; Insecta; Lepidoptera; Nymphalidae
Gene: eEF5
Product: eukaryotic translation initiation factor 5A
Exons: 4
Coding region: 155-637 (160 amino acids)
Biological process (GO): positive regulation of translational elongation; positive regulation of translational termination
Molecular function (GO): translation elongation factor activity; ribosome binding; RNA binding
Source: RefSeq, a predicted model, not a curated record